Molecule: messenger RNA, 1140 nt
Organism: Mytilinidion resinicola
Lineage: Eukaryota; Fungi; Ascomycota; Dothideomycetes; Mytilinidiales; Mytilinidiaceae
Exons: 2
Coding region: 1-1140 (379 amino acids)
Source: RefSeq, a predicted model, not a curated record
AUGCCACAGCCAACGGACGCCCCUAAAACCCCCCCACAGACGGUUAGCCGCGGGAGUAUUCAGGCCACGCCUCCGCACAUGAGAGGCGCCUUGGCCCUUGGGACUACUGUGCCCGUGGCAGAACGUGACGAUCUCUCGUAUGGUGGCAACCACGCGCGGGCUACUGCCAAUAGGAGAACCGCAAAUAGAUACUUCACCAACCGGCACGUACAGGCAGCGAUUGGCCAGCUAUUCCCCGGCCAGUACGAGAACGACCGCUUCAUGCAGGCAGCCGUCGAUGAACUGCCGUUUGAAGGGACUCCACACCAGUCUAGAAUGCGCAACCCCGAUCCAAUCGUCACCGAAGCUCAGCCCACCGCGAUCGACUUUGCCCGCUCCGUGGCACCGACCGGUCACCUCCGCCAUCACUCCGAGACCCUGCGCGUGCUCGAAUCUCGAGAUUUGCCCUCUUCGGAGCCCACCCCUGACAGCCGCCCUCCAACUUAUCGAACCGUUGACGAUCAUUUGAGCCUCGCUGCCACAGCUGGACUCCCCCCACGCGAAGCCGCCGUCCUCAAUCCCCGCGAUCUGCUCCGACAGCUUCCCAGACUCGACCAAGAGCUCGUCUAUCCGAAAAUCAGCCCGAUCCCGCUCACGUACCUGCGCGUCGCGUCGACUGCAUGCUCCAAACCGCUUCUCCCUGCGUCCGACAUUGCCGUCCUCAAUCGCUAUGCGAAGGAACUUUGUCCGUGGGGAGGCUCUCACGCCCUGUUGCGCGACAUCAUACACAAACUGGACGUCACUGUCGGCCGCCUUUUGCUGGCUCCGGCUGAGGACCUGACGCCCUACGCGGCCGUGCGCAUCGAGAAAAUCCUACCCGACGCCAUGAAGAUUUGGAAGGCGGAGUUCCAGAGGGAGAAGAUCGAGCUCGUGAAGCAGAGGCAGGACCCCUGCAAUAUUGCCGUGGCAGCUGGAUGGGUUGAGUGGAUUCAACACGCUGUGAAAGAUGGGCUGAUUCACAUGGACCCAGAGCAUGCAGGUCAGACUGGCUACAUGAGGGGGGAGGGAGCGUGCCGAUGUGAAGGCUCCCUGUUCAUGGAGGGGUGGACAUGCUGGGAUGUAGAGAGCUCUUGGAGCGGUAGUGUCUGGGUGGCUAAGUAG